CAUAUAGUGGGGUUGCUACAAAUUCAUCAACAAAUGAGACACUUAAUAUUGAUCUUAAAUCUGAUUUUGAUCCCAAAUCUAGUGAUGAUAAUCCAUUUUCAACUUUUUAUACAGCAAUGGAAGCCGCAUAUUUUUGGAUUAGUGGUAAUUGGGCUGAAAAAGAUAAUUUUAUUAAUUGGGCUGUUGAUGUAUUCACUUUUAUUGGCAGCAUAUUUCUUGUAAUCGUUAUACAAAACGUGAUGAUUGCUUAUAUAAGUAAUGUAUAUGAAGGCGUCGUAGCUAAAAGUAGACAAAUUUCAUUAAAAUUUCAGGCAAAUUUUAUAGCAGAUUAUGAAGCAUUACAUCUUAUUCAUUUUUCAAAAUCUGAACCUGAAUCAA
Rhizophagus irregularis DAOM 181602=DAOM 197198 is the source of this 378-nucleotide messenger RNA. RefSeq lists its product as uncharacterized. Gene Ontology annotation, molecular function: monoatomic ion channel activity. Lineage: Eukaryota; Fungi; Glomeromycota; Glomeromycetes; Glomerales; Glomeraceae. The record is from RefSeq and is a predicted model, not a curated record. Gene Ontology annotation, biological process: calcium ion import across plasma membrane. Gene Ontology annotation, cellular component: plasma membrane.